AUGAGGGAGGCAUUGACAAAGAUAGUGUGCACCAUUGGGCCAAGUACAUCUUCGAGGCAGAAGAUCAGGGAGUUAAUUGAUGCUGGGAUGUCUGUUGCAAGGAUUAACUUCAGCCAUGGCUCAAGAGAAGCGCAUCUGGAGACUAUUAGAAGUAUUAAGGAUUCCAGGUGUGGUGUGGGCAGGUAUGUUGCAAUAGCAUUGGACACAAGGGGUCCUGAGGUGAGGAUUAGGACGCCGGAGGAAAAGGACAUCAAGGUGAAUGCUGGGGACAUCCUUCGCUUUUCGUCGUCAGGCAAGGGCAUCUUGAUACCGAAGAUUGACUUUAAGUCUCUGAGCAUGGAUGACAGGGUAUUUAUUGAUGAUGGUGCAAUAGACAUGAAGGUUACCAGUGUAGAAGAAAACGGGUUUGGAUGCAAGGUGAUGAGCAGUGGGGUGGUUAAAAGCAACAAGUCCAUGAAUUUUCCGAACAUAGAUAUAGGAAUUGAAUCUUUGAGUAAUGAAGAUAAGGAUGACAUUAUGUUUGGAGUGAGGAAUGGAAUAGACAUGAUCUUUGUGUCUUUUGUGAAUUCUCGUAGGGACGUUGAAGAGAUAAGAAGGGUUGUUGGAUCGGGGGUUCCCAUUGUAUCCAAGGUGGAGUCGUGCCUGGGAAUGAGGAAUCUUGGAGAGAUAGCCUUGUCCUCUGACGGGGUGAUGAUAGCGAGGGGGGACCUUGGAGUUGAGAUUGGCCUAGAAAACAUGUUCAGUGCUCAGAAGAAGAUUCUUCUAUCUGCGAAGAGGGAGGGUAAGCCUGUUAUCUGCGCGACACAGAUGAUGGAGAGCAUGAUCUUGAAGAGCACUCCAAACAGAUCGGAAAUCUCUGAUGUUGGAAAUGCAGUCAUCGAUGGAUGCGACUGUGUGAUGCUGAGUGGAGAGACAGCUGUGGGGGCGUUUCCCAUUGAAACUGUUAAGUUUAUGAGAAGCGUAUGCAUUGAUGCUGAGGAGUAUGGAUUAAGGAGUGAAAGGCUUUACGAAGGGUGUCCAUAUGUGGAUGGUGUUGUGAUAUGCUUUGGAGAGUCUUUUGAGAUAGAGCGGAUGUAUUUGAGGUCUCCUACGGUUCCCAUUGUUGUGAUUUCCAAUGACAAAUGGAUUCUCAGGAGAUUUAGUAUUUGCCGAGGGAUGAUUCCUGUAGAGGGAGAAGAGUCUGCUGAUGUAAACAUGAUCCUAGAAGGCAUGGGGAUGAAGGGAAGGUUCCUGGUUAUAUUCAAAGGAGAUGUAAGGAUAGUGAAUGUUUGA
Messenger RNA from Encephalitozoon hellem ATCC 50504, 1272 nucleotides. RefSeq names its product pyruvate kinase. The coding region runs from base 1 to 1272 and encodes 423 amino acids. Gene Ontology annotation, cellular component: cytoplasm. The record is from RefSeq and is a predicted model, not a curated record. Gene Ontology annotation, molecular function: potassium ion binding; pyruvate kinase activity; magnesium ion binding. Gene Ontology annotation, biological process: glycolytic process. Lineage: Eukaryota; Fungi; Microsporidia; Unikaryonidae. The transcript has a single exon.